AUGACCCGAAGAAGACUUCCUGGAGUGAGAAGAUCAUUUGUAAAAAAGGAAGUGGUCGAUCAACCAAUAGUUGAAAAUUCUCAUCAUCAGGCCAAUGAAGAAAAGGAACAGCAACAAACACAACAGCCUCUGGUUAAGAAAGAAAUCCCUAAGAAAACAUCAUCAACAACCACUCCUUCGUCCAAUAAUAAGGCAUCCAAGAACAACAAGGAACCGAUAACAACUGCAAAGGCUUCCUCAUCCUUGGAAUCUCUUCUCCAACAACAACACUCGGAAAUCAUCUCUCAUAUUAAUUUUGCAAUGAAUGCUUAUGGCUCUUCUUUGAAUACCAUGAAAGAGCAAUUUAUGAACAUGCUGAAUACAUGGAAUGAAUCACUUGAAACUUUUAGAAAAUCCAUGAUUUCAUUGGAAAGGGAGAGAAUGAAAAGUUUGGAAUUGAUCAUGAAACACUCUCAUCAAAUUAUUCCGAUGGCAACAACAGAACCAGCCACACCAUCAGUAUCGGGAAAGAAGCGCACGGAUGAUCAACCACAACAACAGGCUUCUACGGCCUCCAAUGCAACCACCUCACAAACCACUCAAAGUAAGGCAAAGCAAACUCCGUCAAAGGCGAAGGCAUCACAAACCUCCUCACAGAAUCAUGUCACCAAAGAUGCUUCUACAAUCACAACUGCCACAACAACCACUACUAGUACAACACAAACAAUCUCCCCUGCUGUUAACAAUGACGUCAGUAAGAAUGCAACAACUACUACUCAAACUAAGAAUGCAAAAGCUAAGACUAACGGUGGCGCUACCACAACAGCCUCCACCACUACUAGUACCACCCCUACUCCCUCUUUAGGAUCCCCUAAAGAAAUUGUCAUUCCUUCAACAAAACUCUUUUCACAGUCACACACUCAAGACAAGAAUCUCCGAGUUGUAUAUUUGAGAGGAGAUUCUUCAGAGUCUAUUAAGCAAGCAGGAAAGAUAUUCCAAAAACUCUCUUUGCAAAAUCAAGUCUAUGCCUUAAAUAUUUUGUGGAAUGUGAAGGAAGAGAAAGCAACCACCCGUAAAGAUAAUGACACAACUCCAAUUGUUCAAAUGAGAUAUAUCGUGUUGUGUGACGCUAGUGCCAUCUACUUGUACAAGGUUGCAAGUCGAGCUGAAAUGCAACAGAACAACAUUCAACAUCCAAUACCUUUGAGUUUGAACCAAUUAUUAACCAACAAGAAAUGCUUAAAGGUUGGAAACGACAUUCUCGAGAAGGUCACAUUUUUGUAUCAUAAUCUAGAUGAGCUCUAUAUCAAGCCUGUUGCUGACGUUGGUGAAUUGCCAUCUAAGAAACCAUGCACAACCUUUUUGGAAUUAUUGAGCACAGAAUUGGAAGUGUCAACACAAACCUUAACGAAAGAAUUGAAAUGGAACGAUUUUUCUGUGGACUAUUCUCAAGAUUUAAGCGAUGCUCAAGCAAUCACAGAAGCCAAAAAGGUAUGGCUCCAAUACAAGAUUUUUGAAAAUUCUUUCGAGGCCAAGAAACAAGACGGAGAAAAUUUACAUGCCUAUGCUUGUCGAGUUUUGAAUGUGAAAGUAUAA
Molecule: messenger RNA, 1575 nt
Organism: Naegleria lovaniensis
Lineage: Eukaryota; Heterolobosea; Eutetramitea; Acrasida; Naegleriidae
Exons: 1
Coding region: 1-1575 (524 amino acids)
Molecular function (GO): nucleic acid binding
Source: RefSeq, a predicted model, not a curated record